GAUUGUAAUGUGUAAUCAGUUUAUUUUUUAUGCUAUCAUAAUAUGAUUAUAUAAUUAGUUGUCAUAAUUUUUUUCCACAUUAUGUUUAUGAAGAUAGUUGUUUACAGAAAUUUAUGUUUGAUUGCAUAAUUUGAUUAUUUUGUUUGUAACUACGUUGAAUGCAUAAUGAUUUAUCUGAUGUCGUUUGUUUAUGUAAACUGUAUUUUAGGUAUUUACUAUGGGUGAUAGUUCAUCAAGUUACAGAGCACCCUGGUUCUGUAGGGAAAUGAGUCGAGCAGACCAAGUUAUUAUGGCCAUACCAGAUGACGCUGCGUCUAAACUAUGGGGUGUUGACAAAGGCCCUACUAAUGUUAUGAUACACACUGAAGAUGGCAGUGUCUUUAAUGUUUUUUUAAGCGCUUCUAAAGGGAAGAUAUUUUUUUUAAUGGUUGGUCCAAUGUUGUAAUACACUUGGGACUAACCAAAGGGUGUUUGGUAGUUUUUAAUCCACUAGAUCCUACAACUUUUAAAUUAACAAGUUUCAUUGAUGGGGUUAGUCGUGGCUCUUUCUGGACAUAUAUGCUAUCUCCGUCAUGUAAUUUUUAUGACAUCCCUCAAAGUACUUUGCCCAAAAGUUACGAUUAUUCCUCAAAUGACGUAACCUCUACUGUAAUGAUAGACAACAAAACAUUUAACGUUUCUAUUGUAACAUACGACGGUAAAGUCGGUUUUACCGUUGGUAUGGACGUAAUUGUUAGUCUGUUUCAGUUGGAGGUUGGUUGUUUAUUGUUAUUUACUAAAGGUUUUGGUCAUUUUUUCUAUUUAAAAGUUUUUGGAAAAAACGGUGUUGAAAUCAAUUAUCCUGAUGUAGAUGCUGAUGAGGCUGAAGUUCCACCCUUAGAUGCUGAAAACGAACCUGAUGAACACAUAGAUGGUUGUGUUACAACGUUUGUUCGUAUGGCUGGUGAAGAUUAUUUUAGAAUCCCUGAUCCUGUUUCACGCAAGGCUAGACUUGAUGAAGGCUUAAAGGAUUUGAACAUAAGAUUUUUGCAUAUGGAUCCUCCACUGCAAAUUACCAACGGUACAAGACGUGAAAAAAAAUCCAACGGUCGUGGUUAUCGAUACGCUUUAACCUGUUGGAAGAAGUUCAUGAAAGCCGCUCGGAUUAAGAGAUGGAACAGGCUGCUGUCACACUUUUGAAUAAUGUUGAUCUUAAUGUUGAUGAUUACACCAUCAGAAUCCGCAUUGUCAGGCUAUGGACAAGACCUACUUUCAAUAAUCCUAGAAAGAUUUAUUGCUACGACAUGAUAUUCAUGGACCAGGAGGGUACGAAAAUGCAGGCCUUUGUUUUACAGAAAAACACUACUGGUUAUGAACAUUUGCUGAAAGAAAAUCAAUGUUUAACCAUUCGUAACCCUUCGAUGGGUGAAAAUCGUCAAAAAGUCAAAUAUGUUCAUACUUCGUUCAAGAUCAAUCUAAAUCCCAACACUACUGUCCAAGAAUGCAAUGAGCCUGUUGGUGCUGAAUGGGGAUUUGACUUUUCUCCAUUUGAUUCUAUUGUGGA
This is a messenger RNA of Helianthus annuus (common sunflower), 1543 nucleotides long. RefSeq lists its product as uncharacterized. Bases 559 to 1179 code for a protein of 206 amino acids. The transcript has 8 exons. The record is from RefSeq and is a predicted model, not a curated record. Lineage: Eukaryota; Viridiplantae; Streptophyta; Magnoliopsida; Asterales; Asteraceae.